AAUCUGCGCGCGAAAAUUCGGUGUGGCAGUCUCCGGCGUUAAAUGACACCAGGACCUCACUGUUGGUGCCACUUGAAGUAAAUGAGAGAUUUUUUAAAUAUUUUGUCUUGUCAUCGAACAGCAUUAACCGACUGACACAUCCCUAUCGGUUGAAUCAUGAGCAGAUAUUUCACACGGUUACGAGUGAAGAGGAGCUACAAAUGGAAAAGUCGACCCAUAAGUCUAGAUAGGAAGUUGAAAAGACACUUCUACGAAUCUUUGAUUAUUCAAGUGGAAGGAAGACCUGUAGACACCGUUGUUACUUUGGGCCAGUACAUUCUCAUCGAAGGCGAUGAUGAUGACAACCCAUAUGUGGCUCAGCUUCUUAAGUUCUUCAGUGACGACGAGGGCAAGGCGAAGAAGGCAAUAGUGCAGUGGUUUAUACGGUACUCCGAAGUACCUCAUAACAAGAGGAAACUGCUCGGCAGAGCUCCACAUGCUCAGGAGAUCUUUUACUAUAAGGCCUCCUCAUGUGACAGUGAGGUGGAUGCAGAGACCAUCCUGGGCACAGUGGAGGUGAAGCAUGUUCUAGGAGAGGACCCUUUCCCUGACCUUCCAAGCGAUGACUAUCUCUUUGUAAAACUGUUGUGGGACACCAAGGCCUUUAAAUUGCUCGACCCAGAUCUCAUGAAGCCAUUCCAGAAUGCCAUGACUCCACCGAAGCAGAUCCUUCAGUCACCUCUGCAAGAGAGUCCUGUGUUGGCCCUGCCCGUCACCCCCGCCCAUCGGAGCACCACUCCACGCAUCCUGCCCACGCCGGACCCCGUGGUGAUGAACAGGGCUGGCUCCGGCGUGAGCCACACACCCUACAGCCGCAACUGCAUGAGCACGGGGAGGAGGAGCAGCCGCGAGGCAGAGUCCAUCCACUCGGCCUCCAAACUCUCGGCCUCCAAGCUGCUGAGUGGGAAGAGGCGCGGACGAAUCACAUCCGAGCCAGCGAUCCGCAAGAAGCUGGAGCUCUGCAGUCCAGGAAAGAAGAUGACCAGGGAAGAUGUACUGGGGGAACUCCUGGAUGAUGAUCUGGCCCAGGAGCUCACCACCUCCUCACCACCUCCUAAACGUUGUCUGAAGUUCACCAUACAACUGACUCCCCUCAGAGUCAAACUCAAUCCCCUCAAAGACGAGGAGUGCUUCUCCCUCCAGCCUCUCCAGAGCCCCGACAAGCCCACACCUACUGCUCUGGACACACAGGAUUCAACAAGUCUAGGGGUAUGUCCCCUUGAGGAUUCUGAUGACGAGGGAGUGACUGUGCUUCCAACCCCCCAGCGGAGAAAGGCUACUCCCAGGAGAGGCAGUCUAAGGAGGCAGGCAAGGACCCCUUCGCAGAGGAAGAGUUCCUCUGAUCUCCUGAGGGAGCCAUCGCUGGCCGUGCUGCGGGAGGAGGAGCAUCACGAGCUCGAGGCUGCAGCAACUCCACGCUCCAGGAGGAAGUGUGCCCAGCUGGUGUCUUCACGAAUCAGGAAACAACUGGCUGUUUCUGGCGAGAGUAGUUCAGACGAUGAGGUCGGCGAUGACGACGCCUUCAUGCCAUCUAAAAUCGACCUUCAGAGCAGCAGCGACGAGGAGGUGGGGGCCAAAGUGGACAGUGACGACGAGCUCGGGGUGACGCGCAAGAGCCGAAGACUGAGUGGAUCUCGCACCCCACGGGCCGUGGAAAAAACACGGCCCUCUACCAGGACCCCACGCAAGACUCCCAGCAAAAAGCAGACUGCUCCCACUACCCCUAAGACCCCCAGGACCCCGAAAACACCUCGUCAUGCAACGCCGGUUAUCCCAAGCCGAAGUCAGCCUGCCAGAACCCCAGGGAAUGUCUUGGAAGAAGCACGCGCAAGGCUGCACGUGUCCGCAGUCCCAGAGUCUCUGCCUUGUCGGGAACAAGAGUUUCAGGACAUCUAUAACUUUGUGGAGAGCAAGGUCAUCGAUGGGACUGGAGGGUGCAUGUACAUUUCUGGAGUGCCCGGCACAGGGAAGACUGCCACUGUACACGAGGUGAUCCGCUCACUGCAGCAGGCAGCAGACCUGGAUGAGAUUCCACAGUUCCGCUUCAUUGAGAUUAACGGCAUGAAGAUGACUGACCCACACCAAGCCUAUGUCCAGAUUCUGCAGAAACUCACCAAUCAGAGGGUCACCCCGGACCAUGCAGCCAGUCUUCUUGAGAAACGCUUCAGUAAUCCCGCCCCCAAGAAAGAGACCACUGUCCUACUGGUCGAUGAGCUGGACUUGUUGUGGACCAGGAAACAGAACGUGAUGUACAACCUGUUUGAUUGGCCGACACGUCGCCAUGCACGUCUGGUUGUGCUGACUAUUGCCAACACCAUGGAUCUCCCCGAGAGAAUCAUGAUCAACCGCGUGGCCAGUCGCCUGGGCCUCACUCGGAUGUCGUUCCAGCCGUACACCUUUAAGCAGCUGCAGCAGAUCAUUGCCUCCAGGCUGAACCGAGUGCGGGCGUUUGAAGAGGAUGCCCUCCAGCUGGUGUCCAGAAAGGUGGCGGCGUUGUCCGGUGAUGCCCGGCGCUGUUUGGACAUCUGCCGCCGUGCCACAGAAAUCUGUGAAUUCACGGCCAAACCGAAGAGUGACACGGGAUUGGUUGGAAUGAGUGAUGUGAUGCAAGCACUGGAUGAAAUGUUCUCGUCCUCCUACAUAACUGCCAUCAGGUGUGCGUCUGUUCAGGAGCAGCUCUUCCUCAGGGGCGUCAUCUCGGAGUUUCGACGCCUUGGUUUAGAAGAGGCCACGUUCCAACAGGUGUUUGUGCAGCACCAGGCUCUGUGUCGUGUGGAGGGGUUGCAGCCCGUCAGCGUGUCCGAGUCCCUGGCAGUGUGCCAGCGUCUGGGGGCGUGUCGUCUGCUGCUGCUGGAGGCCAGCCGGCUGGACCUGCUGCUGCGCGUGCGUCUCAAUGUCAGCCAGGACGACGUGCUCUACGCCCUCAAGGCCGACUGACCGACCGCACGCAGCCCCACUCCCAGUCGCCCAAACGUGGUCCCAAGCGCAGAUCAGCUGGGACUGAACUAACGCUCUCUGUGACCUCAAAGGCAAACGAACCGUGAUCACUGACCUCCAGAAAACAUACCCACCAGGUCUUACACUAGUACUUCACUCAUCUCUUUCUACAGACAGCUACACUUAGUCUGGAGAACUUGCUCUGUGCCCUGAAGGAUGAGUCAGACUUGGACUGAGUACUUGAGACAUCCAUUACCAUAGGCCUUUUUAUUGGAGUCAGGGUGGCUUGUUUAAUUGCCAAAAAGCUAAGUAUUCUCAAAAAAAAAAACGCCUAAGAGAGUAAGACAUUUAUUUUUUUCCAUUCGGUGCCAAGUAAGACCUCUUCAGUGUUCUGUGGCUCAAUUGCAGUUUCCUGGGCCACUU
Messenger RNA from Clupea harengus (Atlantic herring), 3399 nucleotides. It is a transcript of the gene orc1, whose product is annotated as origin recognition complex, subunit 1. Gene Ontology annotation, molecular function: DNA replication origin binding; chromatin binding; ATP binding. Gene Ontology annotation, biological process: mitotic DNA replication checkpoint signaling; DNA replication initiation. The record is from RefSeq and is a predicted model, not a curated record. Gene Ontology annotation, cellular component: nuclear origin of replication recognition complex. NCBI's taxonomy places the organism in Eukaryota, Metazoa, Chordata, Actinopteri, Clupeiformes, Clupeidae.